Striga asiatica is the source of this 744-nucleotide messenger RNA. The record is from the annotation of a GenBank genome assembly. Lineage: Eukaryota; Viridiplantae; Streptophyta; Magnoliopsida; Lamiales; Orobanchaceae.
AUGGAUCUGCCGGACAUUUCCUCCGGCCGUUCUCCUAGGAGAGAACUCCAAGGACCUCGUCCGACUCCUCUCAAAGUCCGAAAAGACUCUCACAAGAUCCGAAAACCGCCAAUUGCCCCACCGCCGGCGGCGGCGGCACCACCGACGGACCACCACGCGCCGCCACGUCCGCCGGUCAUAAUCUACACCGUCUCCCCCAAAAUCAUCCAUGCAAACCCUAACGAGUUCAUGUCGCUAGUCCAACGCCUAACCGGCCCAAACUCGUCUGCCUGCGCCACGUCACCCUCGGCAUCCACCUCGCACGCAUUCCAAGAAAGCGGCGGAGCAAUAUCGCCGGCCGCCAGACUGGCGUCGAUCGAGAAGACAAAGUCGCCGGUUUUCGGUCAAAGCAUUGGGGGUUUGACCAAUGAUGAUGAUCAAGGGCUUGAGAAUAUGGGAUUGGUGGAUUGCCAUAAUAUUCAAAGGACGGGGAAUUUUCCGGGGAUCUUAUCACCAAAUCCAAACGCUCUAUCGCCAAUCCCACCGACUUUUUUCUCACCACCAUCAUUGGAUAAUAUUAAUAAUAACUACAAUAAUAGUAGUAAUAAUCCGUUGAGCUUUUUCCAUGAUUUUAGCCCGGUUUUGCAUAGGCCUAGUUGGGGUUUUGGUGGGGAAGGAGUUGGUGUAGGCCUUCGGGGUGCGGCUCUGAGAUUGGUCUUUGGUUUGGUUGGGGGUGGAUCUAUGUUAGCCGUCAUCAGAUCUUAG